CCACGGUCCCUCAAUUGAGACACUGUGUGUAGUAGUAGCAACAACUCUUUGUGCUGUGUUGGAAUUCACAAAAUUAAGGCCAUGGCUGCUGCUUCUCCAAUGGCUAGUCAGCUCAAGUCCACCUUCACUAGGCCUUCUCUGGUCACACCCAAGGGCCUCUCAGGCUCUUCUCCACUCCACCUAUUGCCUUCUAGAAGACAAUUCACCUUCACUGUCAAGGCCAUUCAAUCUGAGAAGCCAACUUACCAAGUGAUUCAGCCAAUUAAUGGUGACCCAUUCAUUGGAAGCCUUGAAACUCCAGUUACAUCAAGCCCCUUGGUUGCAUGGUACCUCUCUAACCUUCCAGCAUACAGAACUGCUGUGAACCCACUCCUAAGAGGGGUUGAAGUGGGCUUGGCCCACGGGUUCCUGCUUGUGGGCCCAUUCGUGAAGGCCGGGCCUCUGAGGAACACCGAAUAUGCAGGAAGUGCAGGCUCUCUUGCAGCUGCUGGACUUGUGGUGAUCCUUAGCCUCUGCCUCACAAUCUAUGGAAUUUCAUCCUUCAAUGAAGGGGAUCCAUCCACUGCACCUUCAUUGACCUUGACCGGCCGCAAGAAGGUGCCUGAUCAGCUCCAAACAGCAGAUGGCUGGGCCAAAUUCACUGGGGGGUUCUUCUUUGGAGGCAUUUCUGGGGUUACUUGGGCUUACUUCCUCCUCUAUGUCCUAGAUCUUCCAUACUACUUCAAGUGAACAGCUUAACUUUCUGUUUGUAUUACUUAUUCUCAAUGAAUGAACAAAGCAUGGAUUGUGCAAUUGAGAUGUAUGUAAAUGCUGUAUUUUGUAACUCUCACUUUGUAACAAUGUUCAGUCUCCUCUCUGGUUUUGGGCUAUCUAUCUUUGAAUAGAACUUUGGUUUGUUUUGGUAA
Molecule: messenger RNA, 905 nt
Organism: Lotus japonicus
Lineage: Eukaryota; Viridiplantae; Streptophyta; Magnoliopsida; Fabales; Fabaceae
Product: photosystem I reaction center subunit XI, chloroplastic
Exons: 2
Coding region: 82-729 (215 amino acids)
Biological process (GO): photosynthesis
Cellular component (GO): photosystem I reaction center; photosystem I; chloroplast thylakoid membrane
Source: RefSeq, a predicted model, not a curated record